AUGUCAAACGACGAUAAAUCCCGCGCAGCAGCAGCACAGUUGUUGAUUGACGAUGAACCCGAUGACUGGGACAAGCGCAUCUACAGCACCGGCUGUGCCGAUGAAAAUGCAAAAUUGACGGAUUGUUACUACGAGAAGAAGGAUUGGCGGGCUUGUAAGCAGGAGAUGGAAAUCUUCCGACAAUGCUGGCAGCGACACGGCAACGACAAGAGGACGGAUUCAAAGGACGUUUCAAAAUAA
Molecule: messenger RNA, 240 nt
Organism: Alternaria viburni
Lineage: Eukaryota; Fungi; Ascomycota; Dothideomycetes; Pleosporales; Pleosporaceae
Exons: 3
Coding region: 1-240 (79 amino acids)
Biological process (GO): mitochondrial respiratory chain complex IV assembly
Cellular component (GO): mitochondrial intermembrane space
Source: RefSeq, a predicted model, not a curated record